AUGAGCGCGUCAGAAGAGGCAGAGAAGUACUUGAGCCGAUUGUCGGCGCUGACGAUCGAAUGGAUCAAGAGAGGAGAACAGUCGGACAGUCUGGUCAGUCGAUGGGCGUCCAGCUCACAAUUGCGCGACAAUGUGACUCUUGACCUCUCCGAAGAAGCUCAAUCUGAAGAUGCGCUGUUCGACAAUAUGCGAAGCAUCCUCGACAACAGCAUCAACCCCUACACUGGAAGAUUUUUGGACAAGCUAUACUCCGCUCCUAGACCAAUAGGCUUAGCAGCUGAAAAUUUGCUCUCGACUCUGAAUGCUAACGGGCACGUCAUGUCCGCAUCUCCCAUGCUUUGCCUGGCCGAAGAGACGUGCGUUGCAGGUCUAGCAAAGCUCUGCGGCUGGAAUGCGGAAGAAGCGGACGGACUCACCAUGCCUGGAGGCUCUUCCUCCAACACUUUGGCUAUGCAAACAGCGUUACAGAACAGGUUUCCAGCUUUCAGAAAGCAAGGGAUGCUGGGCAUCAUGAAGGACUUGAUGCGCGAAGGAACGGAGAUCAAUGCUUGUCGACCUUUGCUCUUCACCUCUGCUCAGUCCCACUACUCGCUUGACAAAGCUGCGAUGGGAUGUGGGCUGGGGUUGGAAAGCGUGGUCAAGGUGCCCUGUGAUGCUCAGGGCAGGAUGGAUGUAGCAGCACUGGAAAGGCUCAUUAUUGCAGCGAAAGACGGUGAUGCUGCACCACCAGAGCGUAGGGGUGUCCCCUUCUUCGUCAACGCUACCUCGGGCAGUACCGUAUUGGGGUCAUUCGACAACUUGCAAGCCAUCUCUGAGGUCUGCCAAAGGUACCGGCUUUGGCUUCAUGUCGAUGGAAGCUGGGGAGGUCCCGUUCUCUUCUCUGAAAAAUGGGCCAAGUUGAUGAGUGGGAUCGACAAGUGCGAUUCGCUCGCGAUCAAUCCUCACAAGGUCUUGAACGCACCAUUGCAGUGUAGCUUUGCAGUGUUCAAAAGAGGGUCAUCCCUCGAGGCAAAUUCGCUCGACGCUGGUUACCUGUUCCACACCGAUUCGCAAGUAGGGAUAGAGUCCACCUCUCGAUCGCGUCAUUUGGCUCGUCGAGAAAAUCCAGGUGCCUUGGCGUAUGGCUGUGGGAGGAGGGGGGAUGCGCUCAAACUGUACUUGCUUUGGAACAGGUACGGUCGAAGAGGGCUGGGCGAGCAUGUGGAUAGAGGUUUCGAGCUGGCUCAAAGAGUCGCCGAUCUGACUUCUUCGGAAAAGUACAAGCACACAUUGGAAUCGGGCCCCAGGCCCGAUCCGCUUUUCCUGCAGGUCUGCUUCAGACCUACCACAUCUCUAGAAGAAUUUCGCCGUCUGCGAAAGGAUGAACAAAUCGAGGCGCUUUCGAAGUGCACGCGACAUGUUCAUGCAACUUUGCGCCAGAGAAGAAGGUUUGCGGUAGACUUUGCUCCACUGCCUGGAGAAAUCGGCGAGUUCAUUAGGCUCGUCGUACACCCCCAGACGAGCUUCACAGACCUCGCGGACCUCGUGCAGGACAUUGCUAUCAUCGGUGCAGAGUACUUCCGCACCACCUUUGGCUAA
This is a messenger RNA of Ceraceosorus guamensis, 1578 nucleotides long. RefSeq names its product PLP-dependent transferase. The transcript has 3 exons. Gene Ontology annotation, molecular function: carboxy-lyase activity; pyridoxal phosphate binding. Lineage: Eukaryota; Fungi; Basidiomycota; Exobasidiomycetes; Ceraceosorales; Ceraceosoraceae. The record is from RefSeq and is a predicted model, not a curated record. The coding region runs from base 1 to 1578 and encodes 525 amino acids. Gene Ontology annotation, cellular component: cytoplasm. Gene Ontology annotation, biological process: carboxylic acid metabolic process.